This is a messenger RNA of Suillus paluster, 363 nucleotides long. Its product is annotated as cytochrome oxidase c subunit VIb-domain-containing protein. NCBI's taxonomy places the organism in Eukaryota, Fungi, Basidiomycota, Agaricomycetes, Boletales, Suillaceae. The transcript is spliced from 2 exons. Bases 53 to 343 code for a protein of 96 amino acids. The record is from RefSeq and is a predicted model, not a curated record. Gene Ontology annotation, cellular component: respiratory chain complex IV; mitochondrion.
GCCACUCUCCUCAUCGAAUAAGCAAUUAUAACUUGUAUGCCUUAUAAUUUCUAUGGGCUGGUUUAGCAGUUCAAGCUCUGAAUCUCCCGCUGCAACGAGGCAGGACCGCCAAAAGUGUUGGGAAAGUCGCGACCAAUACUUUGAGUGCCUAGAUGGCGCAGGUGUUCUAACAGCCGGAGAAGAAGGGACGGCAUGCACCAAAUCAAAAUUUCAGUACGAAAAGAACUGUGCCAAAAGCUGGAUUGAUUAUUUCAACAAACGGAGGGUCCUUGCUGAGAAACAGAAGGACAUGCUUGCGCAAUCUCAGCUGCAAGCGCAGGAAGUCAAACGCAAGUCGCUAUAGCUGGGAGUUGGCUGGCGUAC